Messenger RNA from Poecilia reticulata (guppy), 4038 nucleotides. RefSeq lists its product as uncharacterized. Gene Ontology annotation, molecular function: RNA binding; protein binding. Gene Ontology annotation, cellular component: nucleus. Lineage: Eukaryota; Metazoa; Chordata; Actinopteri; Cyprinodontiformes; Poeciliidae. The record is from RefSeq and is a predicted model, not a curated record. Gene Ontology annotation, biological process: negative regulation of transcription by RNA polymerase II; nervous system development.
UGAUGGAUGUGAGGUUUAGUUUUGAGUCAGAGGCACCAGCAAAAGCCUAAGUCUGAGAGUGUGUGUAGGAUGAGCCUCCUACCACGUUCCUCCCUGUCUCUCAUCAACUGUCUUUCUGCCUCCCCUCCAUCCUUUUCUUUCUUCUAUGUGUCAGCAUGUCUUCUGUAAAUGUCAUUACAGACAUAAAUUAGUGAUUUGAUUGCUCUUCACUUGACUGAUUAGCAAUAUUCCAUGUUUUCAACUGGAGACAGUUUGUUAGAAGUAGAAGACAUCAGACAGCAACGAGAUCUGGAGUCUGCAUCCUUGACUGUGCAUACAUAUGAGUGCAUGUAUAUGUGUGUAUGCAUGUUUGUAUCCCUCACAGUGAUUAAAGCAAGUGGGCGGCAGCAGCAACUGGUCUGCCUGUGUGGCUCUGCAUAGCAGACAUGUUUCUCACUGCUAGAUAUUACUCAUUUCCUCAGCCCUUUGCACACACAAGCACACGCACACACACACUCUCUUGACACACACAUGCUCACAGGCACAACAGACACGGAGACGGAUAGCAGACUCUCAGUUUUUUCCUUCAGUUUGGUGGGCUCGCUGGUGUUAUUUCACUCGUUCAGAGAUCAGAGGCAGGGCGUAGCUGCAGGCUGCUGAUAUCUGCGGGUGUUGGAGCCCAUGGCGGUGCUGUGAAGGAAGCACUGUGGCACAGUAAGGAGCUGGGAGGUGGGCUGACCCCCCUGGGAGGACUAGAAUAUGAAUGAGUACCAGCUCUGGGACAUCUCCUCACCCCGGUACCAAGGUGAGUGGUGCUUCAGUGCAAGAGCAGCAACAGCGAUCCAACAGUGAUGCUGUGUACCGGCCUUCCCCUCUGUGUGCACCCCUCGUUUUCCCGUGAGGCCCAUGUGACCUAACCUACACUAACACACAGGGGGCCCCCACUGCUGCUGGAGCCCACCCAUGAAUCCAAGCCCUGACCGCAGCAAAGAGCGCCUCCCUCCCAAAAAGAGGGAGUCUCGGCAAGGGUCUGCAGAACACCACGUCCCUCUGGAUGAGUUUAAACCGCCUGUGCCAUUUCGGAGCCGGCAUAGUGCCAGUAGAGGGGAGGGAGGCAGGGAACACAGUGACCGGGACAGAGUUCUCUCUAACCCAAACCCCCAUCUCCUAAACAGUCCUCCAGCCCUUCCUCCUCCAGCAUCAGGUCUCCAUGUGCCAUUACCAUGGUCCCUGAACUACUCUUCACCUGUUUCUCUUCCACUUUUUCCAGGCCAGGUCAGCGACAGAAGGAGCUCGUUGUCUCCUGCCUGGAGAGAUGAUCCCCACACCUCAACCUUACCCCAUCACUCUAGGUGGCUCAGAGGGGAGGGACCACUAUCAUUGCCUCCCUCCCCAUCUUCUUCCUCUUCUUCCUCAUUUAAGACUCCUUUUCCAGCAAGUACAAGAGAAAUAUGGUCCUACCUUAACACCAGUCGCCGGGAUUAUAGCCCCUCUAUCUUUUCUCCUUCCUAUUUGUUUAACCCUCACUCUUUGUAUCCCCAAGACCCCAGCUUAGUUGAUGUAAGACCUAGAUACAAAAGGCCUAAUGGCUUAGAUGGGUCAGGCAGCAGGACUGCCUCAGUUUCCAGACCUCUCCUCCCUGGAGAGUAUGGGAAUGACAGAUCUAGGCUUGAUGUAAGUCAAUAUACUUUGCAUGCCAAUGGUGCACGUAGACAGCAGGAGGACCUGAUCUCCCCUGUCCAUUCUGCAGGGGCAUUUUUGUCAGAUUCUCAACCUCAAGUAAGCCCUGAACCACAUUCCUCACUGCAGGAAAUAAAUCAGUCUGGGAAGACCAGCUCCACUUCACUCCCCACUAGUCCACAUACCCUUGGACCAGACGCAAGGGCUGGCAGAGGUGGACUUCUGGACCAUGUGGGGGCUACACCAUCUGAGGCCCAAUAUUACCCCUUUGGAUCAGUCACCCAUCCCAGCCCUCAUCCCCAGGCCUAUCCUCUCUCCAGCUCCUCAGGAACACUUUCAUACAGUCUGCAUAGGGAGCCAGGUCCAAGGCAGCACACACUAAGGAAUUCGCCACACUCACCCCUUAGUCUGCCUAACAGCCAUGACAGGUCACAAAGAGAGUGGGAUAGAGACCUAGAAAGAGACAAGGUCCUCCAGAGGGACAGGGAAAAGGGUAAAGUAAAAGAUAAGCAAUUACAUCUUGACAAAGACCAAGAAAGAGAGAGUGAGCGCGAGAGACGACGCAACAGAGGGAGAGAUGUUUCUCCUUCCAAUCUUCAGACAUCAUCCCCAGCCCUGCGGCCAUCUCCCCCUGCACUCCUACCUCAUUUCACCAAGGGGUCUCUGAUUGAGCUGGCCAGCGGGCGGUUGAAACGAGUGGAGGAGCUGAGGACUGAAGACUUUCUGAGGAGUGCAGAUACAUCCCCUGAGUUCCACCUCAGCACCUGCACUGUUCUGGUGAUUUCCCCAAGCAGUACACAGGGCUUCAGUCACCUGCAGGUUCACCUUACAGAUCGCAACUCUCAGGAGUUACUGCAGGUCUUGGUGGAGUACCCGUUCUUUGUGCAAGACCAGGGCUGGUCUUCCUGCUCUCCUCAGAGAACUACACAGCUGUAUGGCCUGCCCUGCCGUCAGCUUAGUGAGGGUGAUGUUUGCCUAGCCCUAACCCCAAUGCCCACACAAACUCAGCGGACACCCAGCCGCACCAGCUCUAGGGCUCAUCGCACGCAACUGCUCCCCAGAGGUCCAGCAGAUUCAAGCAGCUCGCAAAGGGAGGAGAUGCCACCACCACCUCCACCCCCUCCACUUCCUUCCCAGCCACCCCUUUUAACACCAGGCCCUUCUUGCAAACAGGCUACAGAUACUCCCACAAAGGAGCAGCAACAGCCUCGUAAACGGCGCUGGUCUGCACCAGACACACUUCCCUCAACCAGAACUGAUAAAAGCCUCCUGGAUUUACCUCAUGGCUCCAAGCUAAUGAAGUGGCAGUAGAAACUUGCACAUGCAUACUUACACACACACAUGAGCACAUACACACCCUCCUUGUCUCUGUUGAUCCUACCAAGACAAACAAUGGAGAGACCUCAAGGUAGGGUUGCAGGGAAGAUAUACACAACAAUAGAAGACAAAAAUUACAAGUGAUCUAAUUCAUAAAGAUGUAACCCCUGUUGACCCUUUCAUUUCUUUUCCUUUUUUUUCUUUACAUUUCCCCUUCCCUUCCCUGUCCUUUCCUGUCAUACCCUUUAUUUUCCUUUCUUUUCCUUUCCUGUUAUUUCCAUUCCCUCACCCUUUCCUUUUCUGAAAGGAGCAGCAGGGUGCAUGUCAAUUUGCUCCUUCACCAUUUGGUACUUUUGUAGUUUUGGCCAUUUCAUAACUGAUUAUUUUGCACACAAAAGGAUGCUGUCCACCGGAGGGACGUUUUACACUGACCAUGCAUCAGCUUGUACCAGUCAUACCUGUGUUUCUUUCCUUGAUUCAAAGAAAAUAUCUACAUCCUACUUAAUGCAAAGAGAUGUGUUUCUACAACUCCAAUACAUAAUAUCUUACAAGAUCACUUAAAUGUAUAUUGGUUUGCCCCGUGGGUUCUAAUCUAUGAAUUUUCAAGUGAUCUAAAUAGAACAGAGUGAAGUACAUAAUCUUCAGGUAAUGAUAUACAGUUGAACAAAAUUACAUGAAAGUUAUUAUACUAUUAUUAUCAUUUUUCUCCAUAACUGACAAAAAUACACAACAGCCUAAAAUAAACUGAUGCACCAUGGUGUAAGUUCAUAAGAGAGUAUUCAAUUAUUUAUUCAAGUGCAUAAAAUAGAAGGAGGAAGGAAUGAAAUGGUAAUGCUCAGUUUCAAAUUUGAGUACAAACUGGUGAAGGGGUGAAUUCACUCAGAGAUAUAGCAGCAACUAAUUGACUCUUUACAAAGACACUGAAGAUAUUUAAUGAGACAAUCAAGCACUUGUCUGUGUUCACUCUGUUUUUGCUAUGGUCGUCCCACACACCUUCUCAAUAAAAGUAAUUACUGCAGGGUAUUUUCAAUCAGUGUUAUGAAAGUAAACGCUAUUGAGGAA